AUGGCCGACUACGAAAAAGAGACUGCGCUGGGCGGCGCCAACGUCGCGGCGCAUGCCAAAACGGCCGCCAUGUCCCAGGCCGACGAGACGGGCUUCGAAGACAGCCUCACGACACCGACGUCGACGGACCUGCCCUCGUACGCGGCCAUUCCAGACAUUAGCGCCCAAGAAGAACGCGCAUUUGUGUGGCGACUCGACCUUGGUCUUCUUGUGGUCGGCUUCCUGGGAUACACGUUCAAGUACCUCGACCAGACCAACAUUAGCAACGCUUAUGUGUCCGGCAUGCAGACCGAGCUGAACCUCGUCGGCAACGAAUACAAUUACUUUACGACGUACUUUAACAUCGGCUACAUGGUCAUGCUCUAUCCGUCAUGCAUCAUCGUCUCCCACUUUGGACCGCACCGAUGGCUGCCCGCGUGCGAAGUGAUCUGGGGUGUUUUGACGUGCUGUCUGUCCCUGGCCAACUCGUACAAGACGGUGUACGGCCUCCGCUUCCUCAUCGGCCUGUUUGAGGGCAGUGCCUGGCCAGGCUACAUUACCAUCAUCAGCCAGUGGUACCUGCCAGACGAGAUUGCGCUGCGCAUGAGCAUCUACAACGUCGCCCAGCCGACCGGGGCCAUGCUCUCGGGGGCCUUGCAGGGCGCGCUGUCGACGAACCUUGACGGCGCCCUCGGCCGGUCUGGCUGGCGCUGGGCGUUUAUCAUUAACGGCGUCUGUACGAUUGUUGUCGCGCUGGCAGCCUUUGUCUUCCUCCCUGGUUAUCCCGAGCGCCCCAAUCCGCUGUCUAAAUUUUACAUGAAGCCUCGCCACAUCGAAAUUGCUCUGGCACGCGCGCGCCGCGUCCGCCGACGGGAGCAGAGGGGCAUCACAUUCAAGAGCUUUGUGCGCUGCUUUUCCUUUUGGCAGCUGUGGCUGUUUGCCAUCGCCUGGCCGAUCGGAUCCAACACGACGCCGUCCAACUACUUUAAUCUGUGGUUGAAGUCGCUAAAAAACGCCAAUGGCACGACGAAAUACUCCGUUGCCAUGCUCAACUACUUGCCCAUCAUCGGACAGGCUAUCCAGUUUGUCGCCGAGAUCUUGUUCAACGGUUUUAGUGACUACUUUGGUGUCCGUCUGCCGUUUCUCUUGCUGCACUCUGGCAUCAACAUCAUCUCGCUCAUCAUCCUCAUUGUCCGGCCCGCCAACAACGGUGCCUACAUGGCCGGCUGGUAUCUCAACUUUGUCGGAGGUGUCUCCACCAUGCUGCUCUGCUCCUGGGCCGCCACGCACCUUCAAGACGAGCCCGAGGUGCGCACCGUGCUGUUUGCCAGCGGCACCAUCCUCGCGUACCUGCUGAGCGCCUUUGUGCCGCUGGCCGCCUUUCCGGCCAGCCAGGCGCCCAACUGGCAUAUUGGCUCCAAGCUGUAUCUGGGCUUCGCCGUGCUGUCGGCCGUCAUCUUUGUGGCCAUCCACUUUGCGUUUCGCUACGACAGGUGGGCCGAAAAGAAGAGAACAAGACAGCCCGUGGCCGACGAUGCCGAGCACCAGCAACCGCUGCCGUUGAGCUCGUGA
Messenger RNA from Sporothrix schenckii 1099-18, 1551 nucleotides. RefSeq lists its product as uncharacterized. The transcript has 13 exons. Gene Ontology annotation, biological process: transmembrane transport. Gene Ontology annotation, cellular component: membrane. Bases 1 to 1551 code for a protein of 516 amino acids. Lineage: Eukaryota; Fungi; Ascomycota; Sordariomycetes; Ophiostomatales; Ophiostomataceae. Gene Ontology annotation, molecular function: transmembrane transporter activity. The record is from RefSeq and is a predicted model, not a curated record.